AUGCUUCCCUCACUUGUCUUUGCUUAUUAGUAUAUCCCUCAUUCACUCUCUUUUCUCCGGCAGCACCAAAACCACCCAACACUUGAAAUCAAUAUCCAUUGUUACCAAAAAAGAAAAGAUCAAAACACCCUUUACAUCAUUAUACUCAGUUCCCUCUUUCCCUAUCAAAACCCUUUCCCACAACACUACUCACUCUAGUAGUACAAGCAAAACCUUCUAACUUUGGCUUCAGCGGCACAUAUAUAUAUAUAUAGAACAUGUAUACCUUGAACCACUCUUCAUAUUUGUACCAUGUUUCCCCUGAGCUCUCCUCUUCCUUGGACUCGUCCUCGCCGGCUUCCGAGGGCUCUCGCGGCGUGGCAUUUUCCGACGAGGAGGUGCGGCUGGCGGUGAGGCACCCGAAGAAGCGGGCCGGGCGGAAGAAGUUCCGGGAGACGCGCCACCCGGUGUACCGGGGCGUGAGGAGGAGGAACACGGAUAAGUGGGUAAGUGAGGUGAGGGAGCCCAACAAAAAGACCAGGAUUUGGCUGGGGACUUUUCCCACGCCGGAGAUGGCGGCACGGGCCCACGACGUGGCGGCAAUGGCCCUGAGGGGCCGGUAUGCCUGUCUCAACUUCGCUGACUCGACGUGGCGGUUACCAAUUCCCGCCACUGCUAACGCAAAGGAUAUACAGAAAGCAGCAGCAGAGGCUGCCGAGGCUUUCAGACCAAGUCAGACCUUAGAAAAUACGAAUACAAAGCAAGAGUGUGUAAAAGUGGUGACGACAACAACGAUCACAGAACAAAAACGAGGAAUGUUUUAUACGGAGGAAGAAGAGCAAGUGUUAGAUAUGCCUGAGUUGCUUAGGAAUAUGGUGCUUAUGUCCCCAACACAUUGCAUAGGGUAUGAGUAUGAAGAUGCUGACUUGGAUGCUCAAGAUGCUGAGGUGUCCCUAUGGAGUUUCUCAAUUUAAUAACGUGCUUUUGGUUUGGUUUUUUAUGUUAGUUUUGGAGUGUGACUGUCUGUACUGGUUUUUUAUUAGUAGUACGGAUACUAGCUAUAGGUGGCAGAUUGAAAGGGACCAAAAGGAAUUUUCUUUUGAAACCCUUUUUGUCAAAGUAAUCAAUCGCGUAUCAUCAAGUGAAUCCCUUGAUCAAGUUUAUGUAUGAAUUAAAUAAAAGAAGAAUCUAGUUUUGGUAUGAA
Messenger RNA from Glycine soja, 1183 nucleotides. RefSeq names its product dehydration-responsive element-binding protein 1A-like. The transcript has a single exon. Gene Ontology annotation, molecular function: DNA-binding transcription factor activity; DNA binding. Gene Ontology annotation, biological process: regulation of DNA-templated transcription. The record is from RefSeq and is a predicted model, not a curated record. Lineage: Eukaryota; Viridiplantae; Streptophyta; Magnoliopsida; Fabales; Fabaceae. The coding region runs from base 258 to 953 and encodes 231 amino acids.